Molecule: messenger RNA, 1321 nt
Organism: Fopius arisanus
Lineage: Eukaryota; Metazoa; Arthropoda; Insecta; Hymenoptera; Braconidae
Product: coiled-coil domain-containing protein 8 homolog
Exons: 3
Coding region: 155-1216 (353 amino acids)
Source: RefSeq, a predicted model, not a curated record
AUUGACUGUCCAGCCACCAAUCAGUUCUUACUUGUAUCCGUCGUGAAAGGGUUACUUCUGUUUUAUUCUGUAAUAUCUCAGUGUGAAUUACGCUUAGUUUGCUACAACAGUGAAGUUUCAAUAUUCCAAUUGAUUUAAUGAAAUAAUAUCCACGAUGUACGUGAAAUUCAUUGUCAUCCUGGGUUUGGUGGGUCUUGCUGUGGCCGGUGUAAAACCAAUUAAAGACGCUCGUAAAACCAGAGGAUACGCACCGGGCUAUGGAGAUGCUGCCCUGGGUGACUACACCCUGGUGAGCGACUACGUGCAACCGAUAGGACGUGCAGACAGUCAACCUGCACCUUCACAUCACGGUCUUCCUGCCAAACCCGGUUUCAGCGUUGGAGGUGGUCUUGUCUCCAUAGCUCGAGGCUCAGCCGACCAAGCACGAACUGCCCUCGGUAACCAACACUCCGCCGCUGGUCAAGCCGCUUAUGUAGCUAAAAAUCAACUCGCUCAGAGUGCAGCGCAGAGUGCAGCAACUGCCAAUGCUGCAUUCGCUGGCAAACAAAUUAUCUUCCUUGGACUGCAGCAGCAGUCUGCUGAUGCUCGCAAUGCCAUUGAUGGAGAGAAGAGACAGCUAGAACAAGCGGCUAGGGCAGCCCAAGCAGCCAGAAAUGCUGCUCAACAAGCUAUGCACCAGGUCCAAGUCAUCACCGCUGCUCUCAACGCCGCUCAAGCCACUCAAGAUCAUGCAUCUCAAGCUGCUGCGGAAGCUGCUGCUGAGCUCGCCGCGCAGACAACGAUGCUGGGGCAGGCAAAAGCUCGAGCUCAGACAAUUGAUGAGCAGCUGGACGCCGCACGAAUUGACUUCGAAGCCACUCAGUCAGCAAGAGACAAGGCCCAAGCCGCUGCCCAACAAGCGCAAAAUAAUGCUGCUGCAGCUGCCGCACAAGCAGCAGAGAGUGCAGCAGCCAAUCACCCAGGAUUGACUGUCGCUGAAGAGGAGGAUGGACACUCCGCCCUUCCAGCACUUCCUGCCAAGAUCCAGCCAGACAGCCAUGAAGAAAUCGUCCAACACGAUGCGUACCUUCCACCCACCCAGUAUGAGGACGUUGAUCAUGAACAAACACUUCUCAUCCACAGGAAUUCCCUUCAAUCUGCUCCCCACGCACUCUUCCAGGCUCAUCAGGGUAUAGCUGAUAGUGCAGAUGAAUAUGACUACAAGGGAUACUAUUAAUGCAUUAGAUUAUGAUUUUUUUCCCUUUGUAGAUGCAUUUGUACAGAGUUUGAUAACGGAGAGACUCUGAUUUCUCACUUGAAAAAUUAAUAUGUUUUUACAUAA